CAAUACAAUGAGUAAGCGAUAUUGGACACCUACAUCUGCACAACUUCAAGUUCUUGAAUAUAUAUUUAAUCAAGAGAAUAAAACCCCAAACAAGUCAAGGAUCAUGCAGUUAGUCUCCGAACUAUCGUUGCAUGGGCAAAUCUCUUAUAUGAAUGUUUAUAAUUGGUUUAAAAGUAGAUGUGCUCGUUUAAGAAGGAUGAACUUAUCCACACAAGCACAUGAUUCUGAACUUGUAAUUCAGCCAAUGUAUGCAUGUCGCAAAACACUUGCAGACAGCUGGCCUCGUGUUAGAGGAAGGUUUGCAAAGAAUGAUGAACUUGGAGAGGCUGCAAGAACUGCUGGCAGCAACCAUGAAGAAGACACGGAUGAAGAU
Molecule: messenger RNA, 373 nt
Organism: Olea europaea var. sylvestris
Lineage: Eukaryota; Viridiplantae; Streptophyta; Magnoliopsida; Lamiales; Oleaceae
Product: WUSCHEL-related homeobox 14-like
Exons: 2
Molecular function (GO): DNA binding; protein binding; DNA-binding transcription factor activity
Source: RefSeq, a predicted model, not a curated record